GUUCAAUCCUGCUUGAAACUCAUGGUCCCUCUAUUAAAUGAACAAUACGUGUCUUCGACUCUACAGGCACAAAUACUUCGAGGGUUAUUGAAGUGCACGGAUGAAACAAAGGUGGUUGAGAUCCUCAUAGGAUGGUGUGAUCGAACUCAUAGUUGUGAUUCGUUAUAUAAAACUUAUAUUUUACCAAAGCUACAAGUCAAAAGGUUGCCUAACAGGAUAUUGCAUUUACUUCAAGCAAUUGUCCGCAAGGUUUCAACGUACGAAGCGUGUAUUUUAAUUCAACAGGUUGCAGAUAACGAAUUGCAAAAUGAGGCGCGGAAACGAAAAAAGAAAUUGGAUGAAGUAACAGAUAACGGGAGUGAUUUCAGGAAUGAAAUUCUCGGUGACGAUGCUCAUUUCAUGGUGCUAGACGACAAUAUGCAGGAUCAAGAUGAUGGUGAAUUAAUAAUUGAGCAAUUGACUGAUUGUCUUCAGAUAAUAUCCAAGGCUGCCCUUUAUCACAUGGCUUUGAAUUCAAAUGAGGAGGCCAAUCAAGAUUGUUAUUCAAUAUUUUCAUUUCGAUAUCCUACAUUUUGUCGACUGUUUCCAGCGAUUACAGCCAUUUUGGCGUCUCGGAAGUUGCGAGCCAAACAGCUGCAGCAAUUGCGAGAUCCAUUUGGAGAAAGUUUACUUGCCAUUUGGGCCAACCUUUUGUGUCAUCAAAACAAUAUGUCGGAUUCGCCCGAAGAAACGGAAGAUGCAGACCAAACUUCAAUGCCAAUGAUUCAUGAAAGAUGGUCCGACGUAAACGAAAUAAGAAGAACGCCGGGUAUCGGUGAUAUUUGGUGUGGACUUGCAAACGACGAAGAGGAUUCUCGCCUGAAAAAGGCGCGACAAAUUUUAAAAAUGAAGAGCUGCGGGGCUACGGGAUCCGAGUCGGACUGUUUGGAUAGUUGUGUCAUUCCUUCCGAUCAGUUGGUGAUUCUACUGGUGUAUCAUGUAAAUGCGAUCGCCAUUGUUGAAAAGCUUUUAGAAUUAGGACGUCAUGGAUCUGAAAAUACCAGUUAUGACUAUUGUCAAAAGGUCAUGCCGCUAUUAGGUGAUCUAUUUGAGAUGACUACGUUUAACGUGGGAAAGCAGGCCGUGAUAUCAACGCUUGUACAUCUGGACGCUCUUCCAACCAUUGUUUCUUAUUUGAAUCUUAGUCUUCCACAAAAUGACAUGUCUUCUGAUGCGAAUGCUAUCUUAAGUGCAAUCGGUAGAAUAUCGCUUGAAUUAUUGGAAGCAGUGGUCAAAUUUUUCCCAUCAUUUCCUUAUCUACUGAAACCCAAUAUGCGUGAAUUGUUACCUCCGCUUAUUUCUCAGGAAGGUCAUUUGCGCAUUCUAUGGGAUCCAAUUGCUGCCUUCCAUGAAUCCGGUGACGUUCAAGGAGUAAUUGAUAUCGUCAAGCAUCAGAAAUAUUAUCCAGAAUGCUUACGAGAUCACAGCAUUGUCAACCAGAUUCUGGUCGCGCUAAGAUUGCUUUUGUGUUAUACGUAUUCGGAAGGUGGAAUGUUGCAGAUAUUGAAAGCCCGAAUGGAUGAUUAUAGUGGUCUUGAUAAUGGUGACAGCUUGUUCGUGUUUCUCUUGAGACUACUUAAUCAUGCCGCCGAGGUGCUUUCGGACAUGAGUGAUUUUGUCGUUUAUGCGGACCAUCAAAUCUCUUCGGAUUCCUCACUUUCGUCAACAACCGCAGAUGACAAUAACUACAUCGCACAAGAAGAAUCGAGGAAUCAAGAGGCAACAAAAUUUUUCGGAAACUCAAUGGAAAGUAAUAGAAAUGAUCCUCCCCUCAAUCCGACGUUCAUACCAUCCGGAGUUUUCCUAUCGUCUGAGAUCUCCGAACAUCGAAAAGAAUUGCUUGAUCUGGUGUGGUAUAACCUGAUAUUGAUACGAAGGUUUCUUAAAGUCGUUUACGGUGAUCCAAAUAGUAGAGUCGCAAAACGUCAUUUCAAAAAUAUUUAUGAUGAAAAUGAGCGUCCCGAUGAUCCACUUCCAUCUCAGAAGAAAUCUAUGACGCAGUCCUGCAUUGAAUCAUGGUUGAUGCUCGUUUCCGCUUUAGAUCAUUUGGAUGGAAGGUUGAGUGAUCAGCUUGGAGCUGUUGCGCUGCUUGGAACUGAUCAUCCAUUGAAAAGUGGUCAGUCGGCACAAAUCGCAAGGGUUCGUGGAUUACUAUUGAAUAUGUUUGGCUUAUUGACCCAAGUGAUCAUCGAGGAAAAAAACCCUGCGCGAAGUGAGCUUUUAUAUCGCGCGCGGCUUUUCUCGGAUUUUGCCGGGAGACAUGUGGUAAAACACUUGAUCGAUUUUAUAUUUGAUGGUCCCAAUAACUUCUUGAGCGGAUUGCAUAUUCUUAGUGAGAUAUUACCCACACCCUUGGUUAUGGGAAACCAACCGCAUGGAUCCAAUGAACAGAAAGGUGAUGAAUAUUUUGAUAAUUACGAAUCCCCGGCUGGCAUAAGUGACCCUCAUCCGGAGGCUCAAAUAUUGCGCGAAUAUUGGGUCAACCAAUUGAUCCCAUUGAGAGAUGAUUUAAUGCAUCUUAUCAAAAGUCUUGCGCCUUCGAGCUCUAAAGUCAUACAUAUAAUGCUACGAACAUUAAUAUGCCAAAUAGUUGACCUCGAUGUACACGAUCGAGGAAUCGGUAAGGGGGUCGUGAAAACCGUCAUUAAUGGAGUCUACGAAGCGCUUGUAGAAUUUCAACACACUCCAGAAAAGGUUGACGACAAAAAGUUGAAUAUCAAUAACAACGAGGUCGAAGGAAAUGUGGAGACGAUUGAUGAUGAGAAUUCGGUCGAAUUCGACAUCAAAUUAUCAUUAUUUGGUCGAUGGUUAAGUCUUUUGAUAUCAUUAGGAAGCAACUCGCUGGGUAGGACUCUUUUACUAGACGCCUUUUCCGGGGCAAAUGAUACGAUCAUAAUGACCGAUAAUAAAAAGAUAUCCGACACUUGCCACGAUUUUAUUCACACGUUGUUAAGCUUGAUUAAUUCCAACAAUAACUUGGGUUUUAUUUAUGACUUAAUAAUGGAGCUCCUUUUUUCAAUCUGCAAUUACACUAUAACUGUCUCCGGAUCGAAUAUGCCUGAAAUGGAUAAUCUUAAACUCAUUAUAGAGACUUUGUUGGAUU
Molecule: messenger RNA, 3142 nt
Organism: Acaulospora colombiana
Lineage: Eukaryota; Fungi; Glomeromycota; Glomeromycetes; Diversisporales; Acaulosporaceae
Source: the annotation of a GenBank genome assembly